This is a messenger RNA of Rodentolepis nana, 1047 nucleotides long. The record is from the annotation of a GenBank genome assembly. NCBI's taxonomy places the organism in Eukaryota, Metazoa, Platyhelminthes, Cestoda, Cyclophyllidea, Hymenolepididae.
AUGCCAGCUACAAAUCAGUGCUCCAUAUGUCUGGGGGAAAUGAAAGCCUCAAUCGGAAUGCUAGGUGGAUGUGAACACAUCUUCUGUUACGAUUGCAUCAAGAAGUGGUCUGAAGCUAAACGAACGUGUCCCAUUGACCGCACACCAUUUGACUCUAUCAAUAUACUACACGAAAUUGGUGGUGCAAUUGUGGAAGAAGAAAAGCUAGAACUACGGAGGUCGAAUCAAGGCAAUAGUUCUUAUAGAGAUGGUGACGACGUUAACGACUACGAUAUUAAUGACCUGAUCUCCCUCUUCUUCGAAAUUUUGUUUGACUAUUCUUCCGAUGAAGAAGACACCGACUACGACAAUGACCACUACGAUGACCAUAACGAUGACGACGAUAGCCACGAUGACUUUAGUUUACUUGACUUUUCGUCCGAUGACGAAGACACCGACGACGACGACGACAGCAACGACAAUCAUGAGGACGACGACGAUGACAACGGCGACCAUUACUCCCUUUCAUUUGCAGCCUCAUCUAAUAGUCUGCUUCAUCGCGGCUCGCCUUCAAGAAUUUCGCAUUGCAUCUACUUAUGUUCACAGUGCCUGGGUUGUGUCCGAGAAGAAGAUAUGUAUUGCUGUCUACUUUGUGGUGGACUAAUUCAUAUUGAAUGCUAUUUGCAAAUUUGUCGUCGUCUUGCAGAUUAUGUUUGUUUAAGUGUAAUGAAACCUGGCACCACAUUUGACAUUAUACCCAGGGUCAUGCCAGCUACAAAUCAGUGCUCCAUAUGUCUGGGGGAAAUGAAAGCCUCAAUCGGAAUGCUAGGUGGAUGUGAACACAUCUUCUGUUACGAUUGCAUCAAGAAGUGGUCUGAAGAUAAACGAACGUGUCCUCUUGACCGCACACCAUUUGACUCAAUCAAUAUACUACACGAAAUUGGUGGUGCAAUUGUGGAAGAGGAAAAGCUAGAACCUCUGGAGUCAGAUCAACUCUAUAGUUCACUUAACAGUGCUCGCAAUUUCCUUUGUCCACAAUGUCGAAAUAGAUUAAGACGGAUGAAUUGA